GUUCUUUUUUCCCAUCUCUGAAGCCCUCCGAAAUGGUCUUCAAGGUCAUUUUCUGGCUGGGGUACUUCAACAGCUGUGUGAACCCCAUCAUCUACCCGUGCUCCAGCAAAGAGUUCAAGCGAGCUUUCAUCAGGCUGCUCAAGUGCCAAUGCCACCGGAGAAGACGGCCCAUCUGGCGCGUCUACGACCACCACUGGCGAGGGGCCUCCAUGAACAGCUCGGUGCAAGACUCUGAGACGGACCUGAGGCCCAGGAUUAACACCCUGAACAGCUCGUUCAUAUUUAACUCCUCGUUUCAGGAGAGAGCCAGUAAGAGGCGAACACUCAGCUUCAAGGGCUGGAAAAUGCUCACUCCUUUCCAGAAACCAGCAUCCACCCAGCUGAAGGAGAAGAUGAAUAGCCUUUCUAAUAAAAUCCGGGGUGGUUCCAGCAAAGGGGGGGUGACAGCCAUGUACAAAACAGAAGUGGAAUCUGUCUCUAUCGGGAUCCCUCAUGACUUCACGGAAACCAUCGAUUAUCAAACCUAUGACUUAACAGACUGCUGCGGGCUGCGAGAAACAGAUAUUUGA
Molecule: messenger RNA, 569 nt
Organism: Pelecanus crispus (Dalmatian pelican)
Lineage: Eukaryota; Metazoa; Chordata; Aves; Pelecaniformes; Pelecanidae
Source: RefSeq, a predicted model, not a curated record